Suillus subalutaceus is the source of this 924-nucleotide messenger RNA. RefSeq lists its product as uncharacterized. Lineage: Eukaryota; Fungi; Basidiomycota; Agaricomycetes; Boletales; Suillaceae. The record is from RefSeq and is a predicted model, not a curated record. Bases 1 to 924 code for a protein of 307 amino acids. The transcript has 4 exons.
AUGAAUGCUGGAGACACCACGUAUACAGGCCUCAUUUCACAACAUCUUCUUCGCAUUCUUUGGGGGGACAAUCGUUUCCCGCACAACCAAGCGAUUAUCUCCGUUCACGUUGUCCAGUUUGUUUUGGAAAUGCAGGAUUGGCAAAAGGAUCAUGGUUCGCAUCUCCAAAUUGCCAUGUAUGCAUCGAUGCAUGCUUCACACAGAAACGGUCAGACAAUUCCACAUGGGGCCGAUGGCCUAGAUCCGCCAAACCCAACACGAUCAGUUUUCAUUUUGGACGAAGAGGUCGCAUGGAUGGAAGCUCACGUACUUGCCUGUCGAGGCUCCCUACCUGGUCGUGGAACAAAACGCAAGAAGCCGGAAGGCAAUGAAGACGGGUACGAAGAUGGUAUGCGCAUCCCUAACCAACGGCUUUUUGUGCUGAAUGCGCAAGUUCGGCAUCUUGACGGCAAAAAUCUCGAUACAUUUGGCGAGUGGCUGAGUCACAGAUGGACUCGUUGCCAGACAAAGAAGAGCAGUGCAGAACAUGCGCUUCGACAACUCUCUGUAGAUGAAGCUAAUAUACGCCCGGAAUGGAGGGCUCAGGUCGAGCACCAUACGAAACCAUUAUCCAGGAGAUCAAAAACCAACAAUGACGAGCAAAUAUCGAAGAUUUUGACCCUUGAGCGAACACUCAGUAACCUGGACGAUUCUGUUCAUGCUCUUGAGAUGCAGCUCUGUGCUGGCAACACUCUUAACAAUGUUGACUUCAACCUUCGACUUGCAGACGAACGCACCCACCGGUCCAAAGUUGCUGAUACUCUGCGACGAUGGAAGGCAUCCCUUGGCAUUGGGCAACUUAACGAUCUUCAACAACUCCGACGUUGGACCAGGGGUCCCAAGGACAAGAGCCACACACCAAGAGCCUGUCGGCUCUUUCCUUAG